Messenger RNA from Saccostrea cuccullata (small rock oyster), 1230 nucleotides. RefSeq names its product RING-type E3 ubiquitin-protein ligase PPIL2-like. The transcript is spliced from 13 exons. Gene Ontology annotation, molecular function: ubiquitin protein ligase activity; peptidyl-prolyl cis-trans isomerase activity. Gene Ontology annotation, cellular component: catalytic step 2 spliceosome. Gene Ontology annotation, biological process: protein folding; protein polyubiquitination; protein peptidyl-prolyl isomerization. The record is from RefSeq and is a predicted model, not a curated record. The annotation marks the transcript as partial. NCBI's taxonomy places the organism in Eukaryota, Metazoa, Mollusca, Bivalvia, Ostreida, Ostreidae.
GUAUAUUAAGAUAUCAUCACAAUACAGGUAUAAAGAUAUCAUCACAAUACAGGACCCAACAAAUGUGGACAAAUUUAAUUUAAAUACCUUCUACCAUGUAAGGAAGAAAUUGAAGUAUGGAGAUGAAGAUGAUGAAGCGGCUCGGAAAAAUCCCAUGUAUCAUCUGAAGUCUGUGAAUGCAGAAACCCGUGACGUCCUGUCAGAGCUAGAGAGGGACUAUAAACCAGCAGAAAAGAAAGAGGAAGAAAAGAAGAAGGCUGACUUUUUGAAUGCUGCCCACUACUCUACGGGGCGGGUGGCUGCCUCGUUCACAUCAACAGCCAUGGACCCCACAACUCAACAUGAAGCAGCCAUCAUUGAUGAGGAUGUGUUGAGGUAUGAGAUCGUAAAGAAGAAUGGGAAAAAGGGCUACGUGUCCCUGAUUACUAACUAUGGUCUUCUGAACCUGGAGCUUCACUGUGAGAUGGUGCCCAAAACCUGUGAAAAUUUCAUCAAGCUCUGUCAGAGGGGUUACUAUAGAGACACAAAAUUUCAUCGACUGAUUCGUAACUUUGUGCUCCAGGGUGGGGAUCCAACAGGCACGGGAACAGGUGGUGAAUCAGCAUGGGGAGGAGCCUUUAAUGAUGAAAUCAAACCCAACCUGUCUCACACUGGCCGUGGUAUACUGAGUAUGGCCAACUCAGGACCAAAUACCAACAAGUCACAGUUCUUCAUCACAUUUAGAUCAGCAAAACAUCUUGAUGGAAAGCAUGCAAUAUUUGGAAGAGUUGUUGGUGGUCUGGAUACAUUGGACAAAGUGGAGAGGAUUGAAGUGGAUAAGAAAGACAGACCAAAGAAGGACAUUGUGAUUGAGGACUGUCGUGUUUUUGUCAAUCCAUAUGAGGAGGCAGAUGAAGAGUUGGCAUCAAAGAGGGAAGAACUGAUACAAAAACAGGAAGAGGAAGUGGCAGCAAAGAGAAAGUAUGUGUACAAGAAAGAACCGGAGGAGGACACCCUUAAAACUUACAAAAAAGGAGUCGGGAAGUACAUCAAUCCUACAGCACUGAAGCGGUCAGCUGAGGACACACCUCUCCCCACAGUCAAAAAGAAAGCCAAACCAGAGGGGGCCAAGUUUGGGGACUUCAGCUCCUGGUAGAGACUGAAUCAGAGAACUCUGACUAUAAUCUAUAUUGACAUUCAAAAGGCAAUGCAAAAAUUUAUCUCAUUUCUGAAGAAAAUUGUAUGAAAUAU